AUGGAAGAGCAGGUCAGCAGGCUCGUUGACAAGGCAUGGGCCAAAUUCCUUUCCACUCCACCCUCCGCGCGUCUCAUGAUUGCCAUCAGUGGCAUUCCGGGCUCCGGCAAGACUACCCUAGCAACCACCAUGGCCAGACGACUAAAUCAACGCUACUCCUCUACUUACCCCGACGUAACCGCGCCCAUUGCAACCUCAGUUUCAAUGGACGGCUAUCACCUCUCCCGCGCCCAGCUCGCUGCGAUGCCAGAACCUGCCUAUGCGAUCGCCAGACGUGGCGCAGCAUUCACCUUCGACCCCGCGAAAUUCCUCCGACUGGUGCGUGCGCUGCGGGAACCGCUGGUUCCGGAUUCCCGCACGCUGUACGCGCCUAGUUUCGACCAUGCCGUCAAGGACCCCGUGGAGGAUGACGUGCCCAUCCCCGCGACGUCGCGGGUGAUAUUUUUCGAGGGAAAUUAUCUGAGUCUUGGUAAAGAGCCGUGGAAGGAGGCGGCGGCGCUGAUGGAUGAGUUGUGGUUUGUUGAGGUGGAUUUUGAGACGGCGCGGAAGAGAUUGGUUGCGAGGCAUGUUAGGGCUGGAAUUGCGAAGGAUGAGGAGGAAGCGGAUCGGAGGGCGGUGGAGAAUGAUUUGGUUAAUGGGAGGGAGAUUGUGGAUUUUCGGCUGGAUGCGCAGGAGGUUAUUGUGAGUCGAGAGGACGAGAGCUGGAAGCCCUGA
Molecule: messenger RNA, 714 nt
Organism: Histoplasma capsulatum G186AR
Lineage: Eukaryota; Fungi; Ascomycota; Eurotiomycetes; Onygenales; Ajellomycetaceae
Product: phosphoribulokinase/uridine kinase
Exons: 2
Coding region: 1-714 (237 amino acids)
Cellular component (GO): cytoplasm
Source: RefSeq, a predicted model, not a curated record